CAAAGCUAUGCAACAAAAUCUGCCGGAUCUUCAAAAUGGCGACUUCCAUGGGAACUGGAAUUCUGAGGAGAAUUGCAUUCUUUUCGGUCAAAAAUGGAAAAGGGAGUCUGUACAGGGUUUCUGCACCCUCUCUGUAUGAAGGAAGAAAAUGCAUGAGCACAGGGAGGUUAUCCGGUUUUAAAGGACAAGACCUUGUUCAACACAUGCCUCCACCAGCAUGUUAUGGAGGGAGACAUACUGUAACUCUUAUCCCAGGAGAUGGUAUUGGUCCAGAACUUAUGCUACAUCUCAAAGAAGUCUUCAGACAUGCCCAUGUACCUGUUGAUUUUGAAGAGCACAGUUUAUGUGGGGAGACCAACAAAGACAGCGAAGAGGUUGAAGCUGCCAUCAUGGCCGUCAAGAGGAAUGGAGUUGCCCUCAAAGGCAACAUCCACACUGACCUUGAGAACCUGAAGCAUGUUGCUGAAAAGUCUAUGAAUGUCCAACUCAGAGUUGGUCUUGAUGUAUUUGCCAAUGUAAUACGGUGUAAGUCCAUCCCUGGAGUAAAGACGAGACAUGAGGGCAUCGACAUAGCUAUCAUCAGGGAGAACACAGAGGGAGAGUACUCAAGCUUAGAACAUGAAAAUGUUAAUGGAGUAGUGGAAAGCCUUAAGAUUAUUACAGAAGAAAGAUCAAGAAGAAUUGCUGAAUAUGCCUUUAAUUAUGCACUGAAACAUGGGCGUAAGAAGGUUACUGCAAUCCACAAGGCCAACAUCAUGAAACUUGGAGAUGGUCUCUUCCUCAACUCAUGUAGAGCAGUUGCAGCAAGAUAUCCUGAAAUUGAGUUUAAUGACCUUAUUGUUGAUAAUUGCUGUAUGCAGCUGGUAUCAAGACCCCAACAGUUUGAUGUGAUGGUAAUGCCUAAUCUCUAUGGUAACAUUAUCAGUAACAUUGGAUGCGGAUUGGUGGGUGGACCUGGCAUAGUACCAGGUCAGAACGUUGGAGAGGAUUAUGCCAUCUUUGAAACUGCAACCAGGAACACUGGAAAGACUAUUGCAGGUCAAAAUCUUGCCAACCCUACAGCUACAUUGCUGGCUGGAGCACUGCUCUUAGACCACCUCGGACUAGAUAGCCAUGCCAAGACCAUCAGGAGAGCCACUAUCAGGACUCUUACUGAAGAAAGGAUACACACUCCUGAUCUUGGAGGUCAAGCAUCUACCAGUGAUGUUGUACAGCACGUUAUCAGUCAGAUUGACAACACAAAAUAAACAACUCUUAAGACCACUACACACUAUAUAAUCUGACUGUGACCAGAUUUAGGAACAAAUUUUGCUUUAAAAAUGUAACAAUAAAAAAAUAUUUGAUAUUUGGUUCAGAGAGACCUCAGAAAUAUUAGCAUCAAAUCAGGGAUAAUCAUGAUUCCCUUUUCAGAGUAAAAUCAGAAAAACUUAAAAUUUUCAUUUAAGAUCACAGCUGAUUACAAUGAUUAAUUCAGUAAUGACUACAGUGUUCUACCAGCUAUGUGGAGGCUUACAGUAACCCUUCAAAUUCAUUAUUUAAUGAUUCACCAAGGAUUUAUAUCUUAGGAUGUAUGAUUUUUCAUGUUUGAAUGUUCAUAAUAAUUAUCAUAACAGUGUUUUCCAAAUUGGAUAUCAGACAGAUCAUGUAGUGUGGUGGGCUUUAUAUUAUUGAUAAUAUAAAUGAUUAUUUAUUAUAUUAAAGUUAUAUACUAAAUUCUGGUUGUGAAGUAGAAAAUUGAUGUGAAACAUGAGCAAUGCCUCAUGAGGAUUGGUUACAUGCUGAAUGUUUCAUAUUCUUUCAAUUUGAACCACUUUAAGCCUGGUCUGUAAGUACAGGAGAAUGAAAAGUAGUUUUUGGCACUGGUGCUAAGCAUUGUAGUUAUGUUGAAUAUAGUUCAAAACAUAUAGCUAUUUUGUGAAAUCUGUAAUACAGCUUAAACUUAAAAGGUUUGUCCUACUUUCAAAUACAUUUUCAGCAAGAUUUUGCAUGUCGUUUACAUCAUUUUGAAAUGUGUAAUGAAGUAUGUUUGGUUCUAAUGAUAUAUUAUUAGUGGACAACAUAAUGCACUUCCAAAGAUUUACCUUUAAGAUCACAAAAAGGAAAUCCAAUUUAUCCCAGAAACAGAAAUUAAAAAAUGUUUGCUAUUGCCAUUAUUGUGGUCUAGUGGCUCCAUUCAUUUGACUAUCAAUCAGACUGUAUGUAAUCAGAGGACUUAUGGCCUUUAUAGAUCCUCUACAUGGGGCAUAUUGAAUUCUAUUUACCUACUGAGCUAUCUGAAAUCCACUGUGAUUUUCUACCUUGGCUGGUUUGGUUGGAAAGAUAUUUCUUCAAUAUGGAUUCAAGAUAUGU
This is a messenger RNA of Lytechinus variegatus (green sea urchin), 2349 nucleotides long. It is a transcript of the gene idh3g, whose product is annotated as isocitrate dehydrogenase [NAD] subunit gamma, mitochondrial-like. The record is from RefSeq and is a predicted model, not a curated record. Lineage: Eukaryota; Metazoa; Echinodermata; Echinoidea; Temnopleuroida; Toxopneustidae. Gene Ontology annotation, molecular function: magnesium ion binding; oxidoreductase activity, acting on the CH-OH group of donors, NAD or NADP as acceptor; NAD binding. Bases 36 to 1247 code for a protein of 403 amino acids. The transcript has 12 exons. Gene Ontology annotation, biological process: isocitrate metabolic process; tricarboxylic acid cycle. Gene Ontology annotation, cellular component: mitochondrion.